GGCUUCACACAGCAGCUUCAUUACUCUGCCUGAGCGAAAACCGCGAUACCUCUCGAGAGGGCUGGCGACCUCUUUCUCUCAUUGAAGUCGGAACCCUCGCUGGUGUUGCAAUCGAUCCUGACUCUAAUCCUUCGCAAUCUUUGAGCGGUAUUCCAGCACUUGUGAUGGACAUCGAUUCGGGCCCGAGCUCAAGCAAGGCGGUGCAAAUGGAUUUGGAGGAACCUAGCGAGAGCGGGUCGAAUUCAAAGGGUAAAGAAAAGGAAGAGCUUUCCGAGUCGAUAGAGAAAUUGAACAUAUCCGAAUCAUCAUCAAAUGGAAACUUCAGAAGAAAGCCAGUUAUCAUCAUUGUUGUUGGGAUGGCAGGGAGUGGUAAGACUACAUUUCUUCACCGGUUGGUUUGUCACACACAAUCCUCAAAUAUCCGUGGAUAUGUUCUGAACCUCGACCCAGCGGUUAUGACGCUUCCCUUUGGUGCCAACAUCGAUAUAAGAGACACUGUUCGCUACAAGGAAGUAAUGAAGGAGUAUAAUCUCGGCCCUAAUGGUGGAAUUCUUACAUCGUUAAAUCUUUUCUCUACAAAGUUUGAUGAGGUUAUAUCUGUUGUUGAGAAGCGGGCAGAUCAGCUUGAUUAUGUUCUGGUGGAUACACCUGGUCAGAUUGAGAUAUUCACUUGGUCAGCUUCGGGAGCAAUAAUUACUGAAGCUUUUGCUUCCACAUUUCCUACAAUCAUUGCUUAUGUUGUUGACACACCUCGAUCGGCUAACCCAGUGACGUUUAUGAGCAACAUGCUUUACGCAUGCAGCAUACUUUACAAGACAAGGUUGCCUUUGGUGUUGGUUUUUAACAAGGUUGACGUGGCCAAGCAUGAGUUUGCAUUGGAGUGGAUGGAAGAUUUUGAGGCAUUUCAGACAGCAUUAGACACUGAUACUUCAUACACAUCAACUUUAACGAGAAGCCUUUCUCUGGUUCUUGAUGAGUUUUAUAAGAGUCUGCGCUCUGUUGGAGUUUCAGCCGUUUCUGGUGCUGGAAUGGAUGCCUUCUUUAAUGCCAUAGAAGAAAGUGCUAGAGAAUAUAUGGAGAAUUACAAAGCUGAUCUUGACAAGAGACGGGCUGAGAAGGAAAGGCUGGAGGCAGAACGCAGGAGGGCAAACAUGGAGAAAUUACGGAAAGACAUGGAAAAAACCAAAGGACAAACUGUGGUGCUAAGAACUGGUCUGAAGGACAAGGAAUCUGCUAGUAGGAUGAUGGAAGAGGACAAUGAGGAAGAAGAAGAGGAAGAAGAUGAUAAUGUUAGGUUUUCAGAGGAGGAUGAGGAAGAAGAUGAGGGUGAAGAUGAGGAAGUUGCCCACUUUGCAUUCUAAGGUCUUGACGUUGACCCACCUAGCAGCACCUUAUGGAGCAUGUGACCUGAGAUUGGGAUCUUGGUAUCAGCUGGCAAAGGAUUAAUGACUAGAAUUUUGUCUUGUACGCUCUGUAGACAUCUCAAAAGUGCUAUAUAGUUUUGGAUGUUACAUACCUUCUAUGGGAUUAUAAUCAGCAGAUUUUGUUAAUUUAGAAUGUGAUCAAGUUUGGCUUUUUGUUAAUGGCAGAAAGCACUAUUUGGUCCAUGCCUUUCCUUCUGAAUCAAUGCAAGUAUUGUUCUUAACCCUCA
Messenger RNA from Elaeis guineensis (African oil palm), 1651 nucleotides. The record is from RefSeq and is a predicted model, not a curated record. NCBI's taxonomy places the organism in Eukaryota, Viridiplantae, Streptophyta, Magnoliopsida, Arecales, Arecaceae.